Molecule: messenger RNA, 2019 nt
Organism: Dendroctonus ponderosae (mountain pine beetle)
Lineage: Eukaryota; Metazoa; Arthropoda; Insecta; Coleoptera; Curculionidae
Gene: Herp
Product: homocysteine-responsive endoplasmic reticulum-resident ubiquitin-like domain member 2 protein
Exons: 3
Coding region: 208-1248 (346 amino acids)
Biological process (GO): endoplasmic reticulum unfolded protein response
Molecular function (GO): protein binding
Source: RefSeq, a predicted model, not a curated record
CUCGUGACUGACGCGGACCAAUCGUCUUGCGCCAAAUACUGAAUGUUGAUAAACGUCGUUCAAUGUGUCAGAAAAUGGUCACGAAAGGAAUAUAAAGCUCAUUCCAUCUAUUUAGUUGUUACAAAAUUACGCAAAAGUACCAGUAAUUUGUGUUGUAAAUAGUGACAUUGUAAUUAUUGCUCUAUUCGCUAGACAUCCUGCAUAAAAAUGGACUCUUUACCCGUCACACUCAUAGUGAAGGCUCCAAAUCAACAAAUCGAGGAUCAAAAAAUUAGGUGUGAAACGUCAUGGACUAUUAAUAAAUUGAAGCAACAUUUAUCGGAGGUUUAUCCCAGCAAACCCCCACAACAUGAACAAAAGCUAAUAUAUUCCGGCCAGUUACUGAACGAUUCGGUGAUUUUGAAAGAUAUUCUUCGACAAUACGAGGGCCAGGACACCCAUACAGUCCACUUAGUGUGCGCACCGCCUCUAGUAAACCCGAAAAUGAUCAAUCGAGCAAGGCAGGUGGAGAGAAGAAAUUCUGGAGAUGUUGCUGCUAAUCCAGGCAACGCGGCUGCUAACAGCCAACCAGCAACAGCCAGGCCAUCAGCUCCAGAAGUGACCACUCAGCCAACCACAAACAAUCCUCGAGUUCCCGCAGCUUUUCCGCAUGAACGAUAUCCAGAAAACGGAUUUCCUUGGACUCAAUACGCCGAGCAAACGCCUCAAAUGAAUCUCAACACUUUGAAUCAGUAUCAGUUGCAAAUGGCUUUGAUGCAACAAGCUUAUAUGCAGUAUAUGACUCAGUAUAUGCAACUAGCUUCAGGUCAAAUACCAGUAUCGUCACCGCAUCCUAACCCUGUUCCGCAACCCAACGUUCCAGUGAAUGCGCCCAAUGGGCAACAAAAUCAACCAGAACUGGCCGCUCAACAAAACGCUCCGGCACAACCACAAGCGGAAAAUGAAGAACGCGAUUGGCUAGAUGUUUUCUACAUGCUUAGUAGGGCGAUGGUUUUCUUCAGUGUUGUUUAUUUCUAUUCUAGCCCCCUUAGAUGUAUUUUUGUGGUGUUUUUGGGGGUGGCUUUGUAUCUGUAUCAAGCUGGUUUCUUCAAUCAUAUAAAUAUCAACAACAACAAUAACAUAAAUGGUACGCCGGAGGGUGAGCCGCAAGAAGAACAGGUUCCCACAAGGUUUAUGGUCGCGUGGACCUUUAUAUCUACAUUUUUCGCCUCGCUUAUACCAGAAAUUCGGCCGAAUAUGAACGCGUGAAAUCUGGUCGCUUUCGAGAAAAAUGCUUUUUGAUUACUAGGCACUUUUUGUAUCAAGAAAAUAUGUAACAUGGCCUUUAAAUAGUUGUACCAAAUAACUUUGCAUUUAUAUUAGGUGGUAAUUUGUUGAUCGAUACAAGAACAAUUGAACAAGUAAUUUCAGGGAUUCCAAAUCCGCAAUACUACUUGCUCAAUUUGCCUGUAUACCUACAUUUUCAUACACACAACACAACAGUUUUCUUCGUAUGACUAAUGUUUAGUAUUUUCAAUGAUUAAUGUAAUAGUACCUGAUCUAUAAAUAGAUGCUGAAAUUAUCAAACUUUGCCUAGUAGGCACCAAGAAAUAUGUUUAAUUUAUUUGAAAUUAUAUUCAUAGAUAUAUAUAUAACUUCCUUGGGAUGCAAACUCGCCCGUUUCGAGAUUUCAAUAUUUGAUGAGUCGAGUAUUUUUUAGGCAUAAUAAAUCAAUAAUCAACGAUCCCACCUUCAAAUCAAAAAAUACUGUUUUUCACCUUCUGUUUCUAAACAUUUUUUCCAUUGUAAUUGUAUUCACGCUGACACAAAAAAUAUAUUUAAAAUGAAAUUAUUAAUACAUUUAGAGAUCUGUAAUAAAGUCUACAAAAUAGUAGAUAGAGCUUCGCGUAAAAAUUAUUUAUUGUAAAAUACUUUUAGUUACCCAUCUGUAUAUAAAAAAUGUUUCAUAUAAUUAUGUAUUUUACUUAGUUUUAAUUGAAAUGUGAUUUAGAUAAAGGAUAAUAAAGUAAUCUUUAUAAA